AAUCUAAUGUAUUUAUUGAUUUUCAGGAAUACAUGCCCUGAAAGUAGUCGGGCGAGUUGGAGUGGGCGGGUCAACGGCAGAUCACGUGAUGAACGAAGGCCAAUCAGGAGCUGUGCCAGGUUACCUCCCCUCCAAUAACCAUGCUCCCAACGAUGACGUCACGAAAUUUAAUGCGGAGGUCAUUGGCCGCGACAACCUCUCUGCGAGUGUGAUCAGCCAGGCCACCGACCUCGAGUUCGAGCAUGACACUGCCGACUACCAGUGGCUGCUCGACUAUGACCUGCCGUGCGCUAGGUACCGGGAAAGUUACAGCCGAGAGGUUGGCUCGCCAUCUCUCUCAUCUGGUCGGGACGGAUCAGGUCGGGUGUCGGUGCUGGAACCAAGCCAGGGCCAGUUGCAAGACCUGUCAUAUGAGACAUUGGCCAGAAACUUGGAUGCCAACCUCGCUGAAAUUGACAUGGAUGACUUCCACAGUGAAGACAUCCACAACAUCCUCACACUGCCAACCAUGUGUGGGGAGUUCCAGAGUGCUGAAGAUGGAGAGAUGUUUGCCAGUGUUUCUGGUUCCAUGAUGAAUAAGUAUGAGCUUGACUCUUCUGUCAGCCCACGUUCUUCUUCUCAUUGUGGUCACGAAGGGGAUGAGGAGGAGGAUGAGGAGGAGGAAGAGGAUGAAGAUGAUGAGGUUGAUGAGGAUGGCAGAAGGGAAGAGGAGGGAGAAAUAGAGGAGGAGGAAUACAGUGGUGUAAGUGGGGAGUUGUCAUUGUACCAGUCUGGGCCACUGUUCUCUCCAUUGAAAGAGCCUCCGCCCCUGGCCAACACCACAUUCAGUGUCGACUCUCUUGACUGCGACUCUCUUCACGAUGAUCUUAUUCUCACCUGCCAAGCCAACAAGGAUAACUACACUAUUGCCUUUGAGGGAUCCUUUAUUCAGUACUCUGAAGACUCUGAUUAUCAUGAAGCAGGUGAAAGUGAAUCAAGCGGGAGCAACCAUUGGUCAACAGAGAGGCUGGAGGGUCGGUGUUCUGCACCCUCCAUGACACAUUCAGACCAGCCCUACACCACCUGGUCUCGGGUCAGCCGUCGAUCAUCUCGCACACCAGAGGUGCCUUCCAAGGCCAAUAGUGCCCAGCAACAUUCAGGACAAAUAGAAGGGGCAAAGGCAUCUGAGCCAGUGCAACCAAGCAACAAGAGCAACAGUAUGCCUAAUUUGAUGCGUCGGUCACUGAUGCGGCGGUCAUUAGAAGCCUCCGGUGGAUGUGUGAAGGUGUUUGAUCUUCAAAACAGCAUGCGAUCCAGCCAAAGCAGUAGAACAAUAGCAAAUGAGACUAAUAACUUUUCAUUGGUAAAAUUGUUUAUGCGGCAAAAGAGUUUAAGUAAAGAGGCAGUUAGUUUGUCAUCCAGUAUCUCGCAAGAAGGAGCUUGCUGUUCUAGCUCUGACAACCAAUCUAAUGUUCAUGAUUCUUCUGACUGGCCAAUGAAUAGCCAGUCUGAGAAUGACAUGGAUGGAAGUGCUUCACCUGUUCCACCUCCUGCACUUAUGAGGCAAAAUGGAGUAAUUUACCAUGAGCGUGGCUUUCGCCGAAGAACUUGUUCAUUAGGCACACCCGAAAUAACUCCAAGGACCAAUAAUGCAACUAUGCAUCAAGAUUUCACCUCUCCCGACACUACCACUACUGAAACCACUACCACAACUGCCAACACUCAACAGGAUGGCCUUCUCAACAAUAACAAUAAUAUUAUUACUGCUCAUGCUGUGCUUGAUAACAAUAGCAUUCAACUUUCCAAUACUAUGGAUAAUGUAACAAGCUUUGAAGACAGUCUUAAGGAAACAAAUCCAUGCUCUAAGCCACCAGUUACUAGUCCCAUCAGAGAGGAGCCAGAGGGUAUGGAUAUAUCUAUGGAUAGUCGAGGUGAGAGUAAGGUUCUCUUGGACCAGUCUGAAAAAGAGACCAAAAUGCAUGAAGUUUUGAGGUUAAGAGAUAACAAACUCAAUAUGGAGAAAAAUAAUAUGACUCCAGUUAAAACUACUUCAAAAGAUUUGGGCAACAAAAAUAUGAACAAAAAUGCCUUCAAUAUUUGUAUUGAUGAACGCAAGAGAUCCCAGUCACCAGGGACUCCAAAGAAAGGAAGUAACAGGCGUGAAAGUUCAAAUACAACUCGAAGGCGCCAGGACUCUGGUAAUUCCUCCAGUGGUUACUUGUCAAAUAGAGGUUCUACUGAAAAAAUAAGAAGGCCUUCAGACUCUGACCAGACUAAUGCACCACAGCAGAAGCCCAGACCAAAACCUCGGGUUCUAAAGCAAAUGUCAGACCAGUGCCUUCAGACCUCAAAUUUGAAGGUUUCAGCAAUGGUUAACACUAGUUUUAAUAUUGACAAGAAAGAGGUUUAUGUUUACUACCCAAACUAUGCUUUACCAGAUUUGGGCUUUCUGAAAGAUAAGAAGUACAACAUUGAUGCUAGAGUAUUUCUUGUGCCACAGCACUAUAGCUCUCGACCUGAAGAAAUAAGAAAAGCUAAAGAAUCUCGAAUGAGACGUCCCUUUUCGUGUGGCGAUAUGGAAAAAUUGCGGAAACAUGGAUUUGGUCAUAUUCGUGAUUGGGAUUCUCUAAACUUUUUAUUGCCAAAAGAACUGAAAGAAAUGCUUCUUGAUGAAACGGAUUGCAUGGAAACAACAAAGCCUUCAUUUUGUCAGUCACCAAAGCCUUCUCGUCGCCCUGUCAGUUGCGAUUACACCCAACAAAAGUGUUCUCAUGAACUCAAAGGUUCUGCAAGUGCAAGUAGCUUAAACUCAACACAACCCUCCUCAGGCUUCCGAGGCUCUUCAACAAUGCUCAAUGACUCGGAAGGAGAGAAUGGAGGGCUCCUAGAUCAGAGGUAUGUUUACAAGUAUGAUACAGUUAGCACCGACUCAGACGGACUUGAAAAGCCACCACCAUUGCCAAAAAGAUCCAUAUCUCUUCCUGUUGAAGAAAGACAUGGCCCUGAUGAUCCAGAGACACCUCCACCUCGACCACCAUUGCCUCGUGGAAUUCUUAGGAAGUCCACAUCCUUAAAAGAUGAACUUUCAAAAGCAACAAAUAGUCAUAACAAAAGAUUUAGUGCUAUUGAUGCUGGAAGAGGUAAUAUGAGAGAAGACCUAUUGAAGAGGCGUUCCUUACAAGAACCCAUGGAGCACAUGGCUCAGCGGGUAGUUAGAGAAACCAUUCCAGAGGUAAUACAAACUUGUCCACAACAAGAACCGGAGAAAGAUGCUACCAUAAUUAAUCCACCAUCCCCAAUGGGCUGCAGCUGUGUAAAUCAGUGUACUGGUUUCUGUGGCAAAGGACUUCAAAAGAAAAAUUUACUGCGAGUCAGUGAACUACCAGAUAUCUCCAGUCAUGAGGAUUUAACAGAAGAUGAUUUGCUUCGAAUUCGAUCUCAAGUUAGCAACCUCCUUGUUAAUAGACACAUAGGUCCUCUUCUAACAGAUGGUAGCAAUACCUGUGACCUAUGUCCAAAGAAAAGUGUGAGCUUUGCAGAAAAAAUAUGCGUCCAUUUACGUAACACUCCUGAUCGCCUUGCAACUCCUCCCAAUUCUCCAGAUGCAUCACUCCUGAAGAAGGGCCAAAACCCAGAUGCCUCUACUGGAACUACUGGUGGAGAAGCCAUAACAGAAGACGAGCCCAGACCUCUGCUUUAUGAUGCCCACGACAAGAAAACACUUGUACUUUCUGUUCGGGCUGCUGUGGAAAAGCUAGUCACUCACUUCAACUCUGCUACUUCUCAACAGGAAAAAGUGCGAUUAGGUACCAGUGGUCUGACCCCUGCUGUGGCACAGUUGGCUCUUGACAAGUUGUGUCCUGCAGUGUAUGCUCUUCUUAGUGACGGCCUACACCCAUCCCUACAGUCCCUCUUCGGCAAGAUCAAUAACUCGGUGUGGCGGGUCAUUGAAGUCACCAGUCAAAUAAGUCCCUCCACAAAGGCGCUAAAUGACUUGGUGCUGACACUGAACAGUGAAGAGUGUUUAUCAGAAGGACCCAUCAAAUUCAAUGCAUUCAUAUUUGGGCUUCUUAAUAUUCGAUCUUUGGACUCUUGGAUGAGUUACCUUCGUACAAGAGAAAGUGUAAUCCAGAAGCAUUAUCAUCCUGAAGCAUUUCUCUACCUCUCUAAUACUGCCACAAAAAGUCUCUAUGAUGACUUACUCCUUUCUCUCAGACCACUUGCUCUCCUUCCAUUCAAUCUCGACCUACUCCAUGAAUAUAAAGCUCUCCAUGCAAGCCUACAAAAGAUGGAGGAACGUCUCUUCUUACAUACAAGUUCAAAAGAAAGCCCUGGUGAACGGCCUCCAUCUGUUCUAGAUCAUUUACAUUCAAAAGAAACUAAAGAGUUCAAAAAUGCAGCUCAGCAGGAUCGUGUCAAAGCUUUGAUGAGAGUACUAACAUCUCCAGAGCUUGAUGAAAAUGAGCUCUUACACUCAACAGGGGAUUUAUCUCGAGAACGAAGCCGAAGCCCAAGACCUAGAUCGUGCUAUGAGCAUGUUGCUAAUGAGGAAAUGAAUCCAACACUUAGAAAACGUUGGAGUGGUGUUCAACUUGGCUCGAGACUGCUAACAGCCAUAGAUAAACUCAUGCUGGAAGAAGCUGGAGGAACAUCCAGUGAAGAUUACACAGACUCUCUUGAUAACCCCAAAAAUAAUCGGCCUAUUCAUUCUCGUGCAAGCGAGUGUACUGAUGAUGAUUUGCAAACUGAUCUCCGUGUUAGUGAUGUCUCUAGUAGGGAUGGAGAUGUAAGCGAGAGAUCAGCAUCUGAAAAGGAUACUGAAAACGAGAAGGGUUCACGAGCAUGUGUAGAGACAGAAGUAGAUGACGAGUCUGAAGGCAUUAGGUUCCGUCGACUUCAGUUGAAAUGGGAGCAAAUGGCAGGACCUGAGAAAAAGGCGGCCAAAACACAACAGCCUCAACCUGAAAAAGCUGUAAGCCCCAGUAGUGCAAACAGGUCUAGAAUACCUCGGCCUGUUAGUAUGACAUCUCCGCAGCGUCCUUUCAAACCAUUUGAACCAUCAAAAGAAAAAACUUCUCCUCAAAUUAAACAGGCCCCAAAACAUUUUCCUGCCUCUCCUAAAGAAUUGCCCAAACCUGCUCCUAGAAGAUCGUUGAAAGACAAAGCAACCACUCCAAACUCUUUAAGUGAUGAUUAUACCAACACAACUGCAAGACAACCUUCAGUUCGUUCUCGCCUAGCACCACGUCCUAAUUCAGUCAACAGUAACAUCGUUCGUGCCUCCUCCGUGCCCGGCCGUGUGCCUAAUACUGGAGAAAAGGGCAACAAUACUAGUGGCAGGUAUGACGGGCAGCGUAGGUAUGGUGGACAACCACGGUCGGCUAGCCACGGGAGACGUGUAGCACCUGGAGAUACACCCAAAUUGGUACAGACACUCCAUCACCGCCUAGCCACUGAUAAUGGUCACCUUAGCUUCAACCGUGGAGAUAUUCUGACAGUUGUGGUAGAAGUUGAUGAUCGUUACCUGCUCUGUUGCCACAAUGAUCGCAAGGGACUUGUACCUAGGGCUGCAGUCAUCAUUCAUGAACAAUGAAAACAUUGGGCAUGACUUGAGGAAACAGACGCACCUGAAGAUAUACAGGAGAAAACAGACCAGGCCUCUUUACUAUUCUGGGUGCUGUGGUACUCGAAAUUUAUUAACGAAUAGCUUUAUUGUAAAGUGAUUUCAGAAGAAUUCUUUGAGAAGUAUUCCCAGUGAUUUAGGAGAACAUUAUUUAAACAAAACAUGCCUAAAAGAAUAUGCAGUGUUGCAUAUCUAACCCCAUUAUCCAUUCCAAUAUAAAAGGUCAAUCACUGAGCUCAAAGGUGUAAUAUUUUUCGAGGAAGUAGCAAAUGACAAAAGGACAUUUGAGAGCAAUGCCAGUACCUAUAGCUUGUAAGACCUUUUAUAUGCUACUCACAAAACCUGCAACAAAACACUUUCAAGGAACUUGUACAUGAUUUUGAGUAGUAUUAUCCACCUUAUGCACAUAAUCCUUCCUGUCAUUUUCUCAUUGACGAAAAUUUUGUUACUUUUAAGAAUUCUUCAUUAUCGAUUGAUGGUCGAUACCCCAUAAAUGAACCAGUGACAAUUCCUUUUUCAUGUAAGUCUUGCCAAUCGUUAUUUCUCUCCCCAGCUCAUACUAUUGGCUAUCUCAACCCUCUCAAAAGGCAAACAUGGGAGCAAGUUAUAACUCUUCCUAUUUGAAGGUCGGCAGACAAUAACACUGGGUCACAGGGAUGUAAUGUCUUGUCAUUCUAAUGGAAGAUGCAGUUUUGAACAAGAAAGAAUCCUAAGAUCAUCAAGUUCUUACAGUCUCGAAUUUUACCAAUUGCACCUUAACAUGUCAUCUGCAAGGUUGGGUAGCUGGCACUGAUGCCAAGAACUGUGUAGGCACUAACUAAAAACCUUAAAAUUUCAUAUCGACACAUUACCUCAAUGCAUAAAACUGUAGCAGUCUUGCAACUAAGCACAUUUAACUCUAUAUAACAGAUGAACUGUUAUAUUGAUAAUUAUCUUAUCCCAAGAAAACCAGAUUUUUAUUCUCGUGUUCUGGUAUUCUCAUGCAGUCCUGUCCAGAUAGUAUUGUUCAUGGUAAAGUCAUCAUGAUUAUUGUUAGCUUAAUAUAUGCACCUGAUACUGUGCACUCUGGCAAUGUCAUCAACUUUGUAAUAUUUGAGUAAUUGAUUGUAGAGUAAUUGAGAGGACCACUGUUAUUACUAGUGUCUUGUCUAGUAGCAGGUUGUUUGAGACUAGUGGAAGCCUCAUGUUCCUAGCUCAUGAAGACAGAAUAAGUAGACUGUAUGUAGACAAGUGUACAUGAUAAGUGGAGUGUGUACACAAGGAUGACGAGCUAGAGUGGACGGCAGCACUUCAGCACCACUACCCUCAGUGUCCUGGUUAUGUAGCAGCGUCAGCGGCUGUUGGCUCUGACGGGUUUUUGUUGAGAGACUGGCUAAUCCCGCACCCUUAUGCACUACUUUCAUCUCUUACAUAUAUAUUUGGAAUUACCCACAAGGAAUUUGUGUUAAUACACCACAUUUUAUUUAAAAGUAGAGAUUCACUUACAUCAUUACAUUACAUUAGUUAAGCAUGCUUUCAGCUACAAUAAAAAUUGUCAGUAAAUUUCUAAUUGAUAUUAGUAAAUUGAUUUUAUUAUUGAAUAGCAUAUUAUGUGGCAUUAAAACUUUUAUAUAUAAUUAUAUAUAAAUAUAGUAGGCACAUUACAGACUGUUUAAUAAUAGUGAUAUCUAUGGGUUUGGAGAUUAUUUUUGCUAAUAUUUCAUUUUUACUCUUGUUACGUUUAUUAGAUUAGCCAGUCCCUGUGGGGUGACGCUCAAAGUAAGGCCAAGUAUACUUUGUUAUACUAUUAGGAACUUACUAACUGUCCCUCUGACUAAAUUUUGUUUCCUCAUCCUCUCCUGCAUGUUCCAUGGAUUGUCUUAAGUGUUCCUCACAAUCAUUUUUGAAUAGAUUUUUUAUAUACUUCCUCUUUUUACUUUGUUAGGAUUUUUUUUAUGUCUUCAGGAACACAAUAGGCAGCCCAUAUUAUUUGAUUUAGUUCUUCAUGGUUACUUAGUUUGAAUCUGCCUCAAGAAUGGAAUGACUCCGCUGUUGCAGCUUUAAUCAAACACACCUAAUGCAUAUGACACAGGAUUUAAGGCUGUAGAAACUUGGUAGAAGACUAAAAGGUCUCAAUAAUCAAGCUCAAUACGCGUAUGAAUACAAAAAUGUUGUUCAACUGUGGUUGGCCAAACUGAAUGACAAAGCAUUGUGCCUGAAAAUAAAUUUUUGUAAUGAUUCCAUAUGUCGCUGUUUGCUACAGCAAUGCCAGCUGUCCAUCUCUUCCUAGUACUAGACCUUUGACCUUGUAGAUGUGAGCUUAGACUCCCUGUGUUAUAGAAGUUCCUGUGUAGAAAACUUGAUUUGGUUGCAGUCAAAGUUGCCUAAGUCUACCUUACGUUUUACAUACCUGUAGGUCGCGUUCCAGAGUAGGAAGUAAGUCUGUGUUUCUCCUUGUGAUGUAUAGAUACGGAGUCAAAAGAUGUAAUUAUCGUGUAAUGAAAAAUUGAUUUACGUAUGCUUCGUGUAAUCUAUAAGUGCAUUGUUUCUGUACAUUUUGAUAGCUUUGUUACUUAUUUUGUUGCUAUUUGCCCUAUAUAUUUAGGGUUAAAAUCAAGUCAAAUAAGAACAUUUAUUAUUAAGUAUAAUGGAGGGUGCCUAAGUCUUAUUUCUCUAUAUUUUCGUAUGACCAAAGAUAUACACAAAACCACUUAACCUUUGUACAUUUUAUGUAGAAUGUAAAAAUUGGUUUGUAGAUAUUACCCAAAAAUAUACUUUUGGUUAUUGCUUUAAUGUAACAUAUUAAGUUGUAAUGCUAUUGCUGAUAUAUGGUAGAUAAUAUUAUUUUCUUGCCAGUACUCAUCGGACAGUCAUGACAGAAAUUUUAAGGUGUGAGCUUCCCUCUUCAUCUUAAAAGUGAGUAGGGAUUGAUGCUAUCAGGCCUGAAGUCCUCGGUAUAUUAACUGGUAUAAUAUGAAACUCGUAAAAUAAUUUUAAAGGAAUGGAUAAAUGGAUUUUAUUUUAUUUCUUAACUGCUGUCUGUAAAGAGGCGGAUGAUAAAUACACACAGUAAGAACUAUGUAACCAUCAUUAUCCCUUGUAAUGUAACCAUAAAAUAGUGGUCAGUAGUGUUUUUGUGAAUUGGAUUAUUCUUCAAUAAAGCAAAUUUCAUAUACAAUGUAUUAAAACCAAGAAAUUGUGCUUUAUUGAAGUCUGGUAUUAGUAGGGUCAUGGUUGCUGAUCGCUUCACAGUUAUGCAUGUCUCCUGUCUGUCUGCUGACGAAGGCAGCAUUUUGGUUUACAUAUUCACUGCUCUAUUACUAUGGUGAAUAAAUAUUGGUCAGGUAA
Messenger RNA from Procambarus clarkii (red swamp crayfish), 8929 nucleotides. NCBI's taxonomy places the organism in Eukaryota, Metazoa, Arthropoda, Malacostraca, Decapoda, Cambaridae. The record is from RefSeq and is a predicted model, not a curated record.